Molecule: messenger RNA, 4656 nt
Organism: Lacerta agilis (Sand lizard)
Lineage: Eukaryota; Metazoa; Chordata; Lepidosauria; Squamata; Lacertidae
Gene: KCNK5
Product: potassium two pore domain channel subfamily K member 5
Exons: 6
Coding region: 182-1633 (483 amino acids)
Biological process (GO): stabilization of membrane potential; potassium ion transmembrane transport
Cellular component (GO): membrane
Molecular function (GO): potassium ion leak channel activity
Source: RefSeq, a predicted model, not a curated record
ACGCCGGGACACCGAGUCCGCGCGCCACAUGGGACACAGGCGCACUGAAUGAAGCUUCCCCGCUGCCUCCGUCUCUGAGGCGGGAGAACGGAGCCGCCGCCGCCGCCACCGGCCAACCGGCACAUCCCCGCGGUUGCCUCUCCUUUUCGCUGUCGCUGAGCGUCCCCCACUGGGCGCCGCCAUGGUCGACAGGGGUCCCCUGCUCACGUCCGCGAUCAUCUUCUACCUGUCCAUCGGAGCAGCGAUUUUCGAAGUCUUGGAGCAGCCUUACUGGAAGCAAGCGACGAAGAGCUACAAGGACAAGAAAACGCAACUCCUCAAGGAUUUCCCUUGCCUGGGCCAGGAAGGGCUGGACAAGAUCCUGCAGGUGGUAUCAGAAGCUGCUGGGCAAGGGGUUUCUAUUGAUGCCAAUGACACCUUCAACUACUGGAACUGGCCUAAUGCUGUCAUCUUUGCUGCUACUGUGAUUACAACCAUUGGAUAUGGAAAUGUUGCUCCAAAGACUGCAGCUGGACGACUUUUCUGUAUAUUUUAUGGACUCUUUGGUGUUCCUCUCUGCUUAACAUGGAUCAGUGCUCUGGGAAAGUUUUUUGGAGGACGUGCCAAGAGGCUGGGCCAGUUCCUCACCAAGAGAGGAGUAAGCCUGAGAAAAGCACAAAUUACAUGCACUGCUAUUUUCAUCCUCUGGGGAGUCCUGAUCCACCUGGUUCUUCCUCCCUUUGUCUUUAUGGUGACUGAAGGCUGGGAUUAUAUUGAAGGUCUCUACUUCUCAUUCAUCACUAUUACCACCAUAGGAUUUGGAGACUACGUUGCUGGUGUGAAUCCAAAUAUGACCUACCAUUCACUCUACAGAUACUUUGUGGAGCUGUGGAUCUACCUAGGCUUAGCAUGGCUUUCUCUCUUUGUUAACUGGAAGGUCAGCAUGUUUGUUGAGGUCCACAAAGCAAUCAAGAAACGAAGGAAAAAAAGGAAGGAGUCCUUUGAGACCCAGCCUCCUACAAAAAAGCCUCUUCAGAUGUCUAACCCAAAAGAUGUGAACAUUUUCAGCUUCCUUUCCAAGAAGCAAGAGACUUACAAUGAUCUCAUCAAGCAGAUUGGAAAGAAGGGUCUGAAAACAAGCAAUGACAGAAUCCUAAAUGGAGAGCCAGUGAAGCCAGCCUUGCAACAUUCUAGCCAAGAUGUCAAAGUGAUGUACACAAGGAGCAAGUUAUUUGACUAUGAUGAGGUUUCUCUGGGACUCCAAAACUUUCAUGUUAUGAGGCAUCUAACUGAUAGGCGUAUUGGGGAUAGCCCAAUUGAGGGCGGUGGGUUUGUAAAUCAACUGGAUCGGAUCAGUGAGGAAGAAGGGGAAGCGUGGGACUCCAGGGACUAUCGGCCCCUGAUCUUUGAAAAUGCCAAUAUAACAUUCGUAAAUGAAGAUGAGGAUGAAGAGGAUAUUUCAGAUGAUGAAGAAACUUCAAAGUCAUCUAUGGAUGACAAUCUUACAGAGGAACCCGAGUCUCCAAAAAAACUGGUGACAUUUUCAUCCUCUGAUGAAUCUACAUUUACCAAUAAUGAUUUAGAGAUAUCUGUGCCUUAUGAGCAGCUAAUGAAUGAAUACAACAUAGUGAAUACUGCAAAAGCUGCAACGUGAACAACAGCUUUUCCUUUUCGUUACUGGUUUCCUGAAGAUCAUUUAACACAGAUUUGAAAAGAUGAACAUGCAUGAAGAGGAAGAAGAGGAGGUUGUACCAUGUUUGGCAUUUUCCACUGCCACCACCUCCUUGCAUUAGCAUACUGAAAGCGUUGAACAGCUGAAUGUUGUCUCUAGUUGAUUGUUACUCAGUUUGAUUACUCACUGUGAAGUGACAAUUCUAAAAACUUGAGGGUUCCUUUUCCCUUUGGGGAGUUGGUCAUGCUUGAAGUUAGGAAGAAAAGCCUAGAGUUAUUGGGCCUAUUCAGUAUUUGAUGAAGAAUGACGUUCUGAUUUUGAAAUCAGACUGGUUUGGAUUGAUUGUAUGUAUAACAUGGCUGGUUACUGCACUAACUCUUGAUUUCUGAAAAACUGAAUUCAGAUCACGUCUAGGCACAGAGUGGAAAAUGUUGAUUGUUUCAUGCAAGCUCAAAAUCACACAAUGAAGGUCUCUUUCCAUUCUCCUUCAAAGGGAUGCUUUGAACCAGAAGGGCUGAGUAUCUAAAGGUCAGAGUUGAGAUACAUUGGCAGUCCUGACUAGGGAACUUGAACAAUAAGAAACUAUCUGCAGUUAAAUCUGGUGAUAAUGAAAAGUACAUAUGACUAAUAUUUAAAAUUUAGCAACAGAUUGGUGCGAGAUUGCAGGUGACAGAUUUAAAAUGAAGAAAAGCACAGUGGCAAACUUGUGUUUUGCAUCAGAAGUGCCCUUCCAUUGUCCAUAGUCUACAGAAAAUACUUGAAUUUCAUGUGCUUGUGUCUCCUAAGUGAAGUUUGGUGACACUGCCCUUUUGAAUGACUGAUUUUUUUAUAUAUAAAAAAUGCAAAACACAGCCUGAAUACCUUGAUGUACACCUGAACAGCCUAAGAGCUGUUUUGUUAUAUUCAUUGUCUCUCUGAUUCUAAAACAUUCCAUUUUUCUCCACUCCAUUUGAUACUUUAGAGUAGAUGUAUAUCUGUUAUGGGCACACAAUGUUGUUGGUUUUUUAUAUAUAUUUCUGCUGUAUUUCAACUGCUUUCUAAGUAAAAUGAAAAUGUUAACUAGCAUUUGGGGAGAGUAUGAGAAGACUUAUAAAAGCAGCAGUAGCUGGAUAUCAUGGCAAAGGGCUUUAUCUGAUCAUUGGCUUUGCAUGGCAGAGAAAUAAUUUACUCGGUGGCUGGUAUUCCUUUUUAAAUUACAUUGGAGCAGAGUUACAAUGAUGAACAAUCUAAGCAAGUGUUCUAGCCUAAGUGUUCUAGAUCACAGUCCUAGAGAUGUUUGAAGAUCAGGUUGUAAGUCACUCCAGUGUAGAUUUUAAUUGUACUUCCUCCUGUUUUGAUCUGAAAUGGAAGAAUUAGUGGGUGAUGAAAAUCUUUGGGAGGAGGAUUUUUGAAUCUGACUUGGUAAGAAGGGCCAAGUGGAAUUUUCGCAGUGCUGAUCUUGAAUGAUUAGAUAUACUCAAACUUCUCUUUUUGACUACUGUUUGGCUUCUGAAGAAUGGGGAAGAGGUGUAGCAUUCCCUUUAUUAGAAAAUGUCUGUGGAAGGACAGCUCAAAGGCAUUAGCUGGAAAAGAUGGUCUGUUCAUUUCUGUUUGGAAAUGUGUACUGUAUAUGCAAGGAAGGUUGCAAGAGGAGAAAAGAAAUAAGAAGGAACCCAAAACUUCUAUUUUCUCACACUUUCUAGACAGGAAAUUGUUCCAUUGGAUUUGCCAGUGUUAUCUUAUGCAUUAUGUAAUGUAUAGCUGAAAUAAGGCCAGGAGGCUAGUGAUGUUUCUCUUAGAUGCUUUUUAAUAUUUAGACUGACCCUUUGCAGGCAUGACUUAUUUUUACCUCUGUAAAACAACAUUUGGCUUCAAACAGUUUCACAACUCACAAAAUGUUGUCCUGCUGUUUUUAUCAGUGACAGUGUUCCUCAUAUUAAUAGCAGUUAAUACUCUAAGUACUGAAUUGUGUCCCAUUUUUGUUACAGAAGUGCAAAUCAUUUUUAUGAAAAUAACUUCAUAAUGUUGACAUUGUAUUCUGGUGUGUCUUCCAUGAAUGAAUGACUUAAAGGUUUCUCUCUGUACUAAAAGAGGUACAGAACGAUGCACACAAUGAAAUUUCUUUUAGUGUCAAGAUCAGUAUAGGAACAGCCAAGAAACAAUGUAUACCGUAAUUCCCUUGAAACAUUACAUCUUCUUGGUGUGGCUGUUGUGUUGUUUAGUGCAUAGGCAGGCAAAAACAAAAUGAUAGGAACUUGAAGCUGAGGUCUCCAUCUUAAGGUUCACCUGUACAUCUACAGGUGAGCUUGUGUGUCCCGGUGAAAACAUAGGUUAGGUACUGCUCUUUAGAUGUGAUUAACACCUUCCUAGGAAAUUUUCUGCAUUUUAGGAACUUUACCAACUUCCAAGGAAACCUUAUCCUUGUUUCAUGUGAAGACAAAUUUUAUAGAUACAAGGACUUCAAUUUUCUGCCUAGUGCCUGGUUAAAAUCAAAGUGGACAUGUGUGAAGCAACUGGAUCAUCUGGUAGAAUCUUACCUCUGAACAAAUCCACCAUGUGCCUUGCAAUGGGUGUUGUUGUUUUUUUGGUCAUAAAGUGGCCAGCCCAAAAGGCUAUAUGCAUAACUUACUGGAUCAUGGUUUUUAGCUGCUGAAAGCUAUUCAUUUACCCUUCACUCUUCUAUGAUUCUACCCAUUAGUUGUUGGUUUCUUUCUUUACCUAGCAUUCAUUAAACAAUGGAGUCACCUUAGACCUACCAGAGGACUGGUUUGCAUUAGCACUCUACUGGUCUGAAGUACUGUCUUCCAUGUUUAGUGGAGCUUCAGUCUUUUCAGUCUAAAUCCCUUUGAAGUGCCUUUGACUAGCUUGAAUUCUCAGCUACGUAUUGAGAAGGAUUUGCAUAAUGUGAAAACAAGCGAGAGUGUUAGGUUUGGAAACUUCUUCUUCUCCUCUUCCUGAGAGCAGGGAAUCUCCGCUUUACGUUCAUGAUAAAUUAUAUAGGUGCUUAUGGAAGGGAUUUUUUUUUU